Molecule: messenger RNA, 666 nt
Organism: Zingiber officinale
Lineage: Eukaryota; Viridiplantae; Streptophyta; Magnoliopsida; Zingiberales; Zingiberaceae
Product: protein DMP8-like
Exons: 1
Coding region: 1-627 (208 amino acids)
Biological process (GO): endomembrane system organization
Source: RefSeq, a predicted model, not a curated record
AUGGAGAGUACCGUGGAAUCCUAUUCCUACCCCGGUUCCCCUCGCUCCUCCUCGUCGCCACCGCAGGCCGGAGGCGAAAGCGGCAGGAAGAGGAGGGCGGUGGCGAAGGGCAUGCAGAAGACCUUCUCCAAGACCUCGAUGCUGGUCAAUUUCCUCCCCACCGGCACCCUCCUCACCUUCGAGCUCCUCCUCCCCUCGGCCUCCGGCGACGGAUCGUGCUCCCUGGUGAGCACGCGCAUGAUCCAACUCCUUCUCGGCCUCUGCGCGCUCUCAUGCUUCUUCUUCCACUUCACCGACAGCUUCCGCGGCCCCGACGGGAAAGUCUACUACGGCUUCGUCACGCCGCGCGGCCUCGCCGUGUUCAAGUCCGGCCUCGGGGUGGAGGUGCCCAAGGAGGAACGGUACCGGAUGGGGUUCGUCGACCUGGUGCACGCGCUGAUGGCGGUGAUGGUGUUCGCGUCCAUCGCGCUGUCGGACCACCGAGUCACCAACUGCCUCCUCCCGCAGCAAGCUAAGGAGAUGGACGAGGUCAUGGAGACCUUCCCGUUGAUGGUCGGCGUAGUCUGCAGCACCCUCUUCCUCGUCUUCCCCAACACGCGCUACGGCAUCGGGUGCAUGACCACUUGACUGAAGCAUUUCCUCGAACACCUACCGAACAGCAAAAUA